This is a messenger RNA of Schistosoma curassoni, 558 nucleotides long. NCBI's taxonomy places the organism in Eukaryota, Metazoa, Platyhelminthes, Trematoda, Strigeidida, Schistosomatidae. The record is from the annotation of a GenBank genome assembly.
AUGUGCGAGGUAGAUGUGAAAAUCAUCAAACGAACUCAAGAAACCCUUGGAAAGUUAAUCAAAAAGCCAGUCCUUACUGAAAAACUUUUGUCAAGACCUCCAUUUAGAUUUCUUCACGAUAUAUGUACGUCAGUUAUUAGGUCAACAGGAUUAAUGAAGGGUUUAUUUAACUCAGAAGAGUUGGAAGCUGAUAAUGUCAAAGACAAAGACAAAAAGUUGGCAUUUCUUCAAAAGUUGGUAGAUUUCUUGUCGGUAGUGCAUGAACGAACUAUUCCUGUCAGAAUAAUGAGCAUUGUUGCUGGUAAGGAGGCUGAGAAAACGAAUGAGAUGCUGUUUUUACUAGCUGAAGCUGUCAACAAAAAGAUCAACAACGAAGAAUAUGUUGCCCGAGUUCUCCAAGGAAGUAAAGUCGAUGAUGUUAAAUCAAGUGCUGUUGGAAAGCAAGUAUCAGAAACUAAGCAUUCAAAAAAAAAGCCUGGUAUGGAGUCAAAGUUCGUGGAUCAUCGAACAAAGGUGACUCAAAGUCACCGGAAAAACAAGUCAAAUGGGGAAAAAUAA